Eucalyptus grandis is the source of this 926-nucleotide messenger RNA. RefSeq lists its product as uncharacterized. Lineage: Eukaryota; Viridiplantae; Streptophyta; Magnoliopsida; Myrtales; Myrtaceae. The transcript is spliced from 2 exons. The record is from RefSeq and is a predicted model, not a curated record. The coding region runs from base 261 to 629 and encodes 122 amino acids.
UCCCUCUCGGCACAGCUCGGCUCCCCCGCCCACCUUAGCUCCCCGCACCCAUCUGGGUUGUAGUCAGUCGUCCGGCGAACUCGUAAGUCAUUCGCAGCCGCCACCUUGCUGCGAAGGUCCUCGACCUCUAGUUCUCGGGCGCGUGAGUGGGAGUGCCGCCGCCCGUGUCUGAAUCUCUCUCCCUGUGUACGUGCUCAUUUGGGCAGGUGGGUUCGGCGACUGCUCUGAGGCUGUUCACUGAAAUCUGGCAGGGGAAAAAAAUGACAACUGAGCAAAAUGAAGAUAAGCAAGCUUCUAGCCCCUCGGCCGUUGGCUUGAAAGAAAUGGUGGAAGAAAAGUAUCGGAAGAUAAAAGAGAAUGCAGAAACAUACCCUUACGUCUGGGCUUCAUAUAUUCUAGUUUAUGGAGGAUUCACUCUUUGGACAACUUAUAGGUGGAGAAAGCUUCGGAGAACUGAGGACAGAGUUCGAGUCCUUCAAGAAAGACUUCGCAAGCUCGUCAAAGCUGAAGAAUCAGCCAGCCCCGUUUCAUCGGUGCAAAAAGGUCAGCAAUCUUCUGUUGCAUCAGUCGAGAAGGGCUCUUCAUUGGGUGGAACAUCACCUUCAGCUACUAAACAAGGUCCUCAGUAGAUCUGCUUUCAGCGAAAAGUUGAAUGAAAUGCUCUCGAGUUAGGAUCGACUAAUGAGAGCUCCAUUUUUGGGAGAGGGAAAUUGCUCAUUAAUCCUCAGGUUGUCUUGGGAAUGUUUUCUCGUCUUUGCCUAAAAACAACAUUUGAUUACUUGGCAAUGAUGUUUUCUGUAACAGGACGUGAGAGCUGAUUGUGUUCUUGAAAAGCCUGCGGCUAGAGAAAGGAAAAUAUUUUAGCGGUGAAUUGGAGCUUAGAUUGGUGUAAUUGUUUCUUGGAGGUUAUUAUAAUUUUCCAAACA